AUGCCGAAAGUCAUCGGCUACACUCCUCCCUGGCUGUCUCGCCCAUCGGCGGGUGCAAAGGUAUUCUUAGACCCAGCACCUCAAUCGCCGGCUUCACCCUCAAAACGGUCCUCCUAUCUCGGUGCACCUCCUUCUACAGAAUACCAAGGUCCCAGAAGGCUGGUUGCAAGUCGUGGUACAGAGAUUUUCACGGUUGUGGGCAACAAAAUAAGAUGGGCAGACCUGUCACUAGUCAAAGACGAAUGGGAAGAAAACACCCACGCUGGGAACAGUCAGUUUGGUCUUUCGCGUUCAGCAGAUGCUGCUUCGGAGCAACAAGUUUACAGAACCCUGGAUGUGUCUAUUUAUUACCAAAUUCGACAGAUUGUCGUCUCUCCGUCAGGCAUUUUUCUCGCUAUCGCUACCGAACACACCGUUCAUAUCGCAGCGCUACCGCCGUCCUCUAGACUCCGAGACCAGGACAGAUCCCCUCUCAAGUUAAAGACGUUUCAGCUCGGCCCAACAAUCCAUGUCAUCCCAGAAUCUCCUUUGGCCUCGGUACUAUGGCAUCCCCUCGCAUCUUCGACUGCAAGCACGGAUUGUAUCGUCACGGUAACGGCAGAAGCAGCUGUAAGAGUAUGGGAACUUGACAGGUCGAACAAAUGGUCAUUCGAGCGCCCGGCUCUGGCUAUUGAUCUACGGAAGCUGGCUGAUGGAGUCUCGUGCGAUCAAGAUUUCGAGCCUUCGGGAUUUGGCAAAACUAAAGGUUUCUCUGUUGAUGAUUUCGACAUGGAGGUCUCUGCCGCUUGUUUUGGUGGUCGAGGCAAGGAUGAUGAAGAUGCAUGGGCUGGUAUGACUCUCUGGACCGCAAUGAGGAAUGGUGACAUAUACGCCCUAUGCCCUCUGUUACCUACCAAGUGGAAGCCAACAUCCACCACUAUUCCCUCUCUUUCGACGAAUGCCGUUUCUCGCAUGGCCUCUAUCGCUGGUGAAGAUGCAGACAUGGACGACCGACGAGCUGCUGAUCAACAGUACGAGUGGGUACAAGAGAUUGACAGCGAAGAACCGCUGCUUCUUGAUUCGACAGAUAGCCUAGGCGAGUUUGAGGUACGCCUGCGACCACAGAAUCCAAGUGCAAUUCCUCGGCUUCAAGGUCCAUUUGCCAUCCAGCCAGAAGAUGACGCCUCGGACAUUGAAAUUUCUGACAUCUACGUCUAUCCGGCGAUCAUUGAUGAGCGUGAUCUCAUGUCUGGUGAAGACGAUGAUGAUUUUGACCAACUCACCUCCCACGGUGUGCCUUUUACUACCGCUUGCGUAGCAACAACAGAAAAUGAGGUGUGGUUUGCCAUUGAUCUUGACGGAGUGUCGGGGCAAUGGCUUCCUAAGAAGGGCAAGAGUGCCUUUGGCGUGCCAUCUUCAGACGCAAAGGAGUUGGCAUUGGUCGAUACUUUUGCACUUGACGCCGAGGUCGACUCUGCAUCGAACUGGCCAAUGCUCACCGGUGAUAUCGCCAGCGGCUACAGCCUGUUCCUGACAACAUUCAAGCAUGUUUAUUCUUUGUCCCUGAACGAUUGGGUAAACCACCUGGCGGCUGAGAUGACGGGAGCUGAGAAUGUCGACCCAGGAAUGAGAACUCGACUCGAAACGGCCUGCGAAUCCCAGGUUUGCAUAACUGACAAGGUCAUCAGCACCAACGACGCAACGGAAACACUGUCCGCACCCACGAUAGUGGACGACAUAUCUUUGGGAUUUCUCCUUUUGACUGCAACUCCUUCUUCAGCCUACUCUGUCUUUUUCGAUCAAGCUCACUUGCACGCAUCCACAGUGGCGGUGUCCUCUCCAGAGCUGACCACGAUCUCCUCAAGUCGGCAGCUCGCUAGAGUAUCGGAGGAGAAUGACGCUGGGACACUGCCUACAAGAUCACCUUACGUUCCCGCAAAGGUCUUCUAUGCCAACCAUCUCUAUCCCAUUGAACAGAUGAAGCAGCGCCUCCCUCCCACACUGAAACGUGCGGUCACGGACAAGCCUAUGCGUCUGAGUCCGGCGAUGCUGGAAAUCAUGACGGUCACGCACCGUACCGUUAGUGUUCAAUCUGCCGAGCUCGAGAAGGCGGCCGCCGAACUCUUCCGACGAUGUGAGCGUCUGCGCGAAGAACUGGGCAGCCAAGUACAACAGAUGAGCGAGCUGGCCCAACGGCUCCAGCAUCUGAAAUCGAGCGAGGAAGUCGACGAAGAUGGCACCGUCACGGCGAAGAAAUCAGUGACCACGAGAAUCCAGGACGCCCAAGACAGGCAGGCAAACUUGCUUGCGCGGUACGAGGCACUGAGGAGGAAAGUGGGACGAGUCGGAUCGGCCAAGCGGGAACUGAGUUCCAAAGAAAAAACCUGGAUCGAGGAGAUUGAUGCGUUGGGUAGGAAUGUCGGCGUCGGCGUUGACGGUGAUGGAGGACGUGCAAAUGACAGACUGGACAAGAGAUUCGACAUGGUCAAAGAAUUCUCCCGUGAGCUCCUGGAAGAGAGCAAGCGAGUCCAACAAGCCCAGACAUCUGAACCCUCGCCUUCCCCAAUGUCUGCGUCCAUGUCGACCGUCAAACCGGGCACUUCUGCUUCGGCUCCUGGCGCCGCCGCCGCGUCCAGUUCGACAACCACGACAACGUUUGGCGUGUCGAGUCGAUUGCAAAAGGAGAAGAUCGCCGACGUCAUGGCCAUGGUGGAGCGUGAAGGGGCCGUCAUCGACGCCGUCAUGAAACGUCUGGAUCGGUUGAACGUCGAGUAUUAAGUGUGCUUGGCCCUGCCGAGGUUCGAGCGCGCCGACCGAGGGAUCUUGUCCACGUAUUUUUGAAUCCUCGACGACGUGCACCCGAGUACGGAGGUAGAUGACCACGUUGGGUAGUCGGUCUACCUAGAUGGACAACUUGACCAUUCCCUGGUCCGGACAUUUGCCGACCUUGUAUACCUAGGUGUUGAGAGGACGCAGGGGGUGACGUUGUGUUUUUGUAGGAUAUUACAAUUCUGUUACCAGGGAUUCUUUUCCUUCUGUAAACAACAAAAACCAAGGUGGGAGAAUAAUGUUUUUUAUAUGAUUCACCAGUCUUUGUUGGUUGUGAUUGAGUAGAGCUAUUUCUGGGGUAUUUGCGAGUACGGAAGUAGCUUGAGAGGUA
Exophiala oligosperma is the source of this 3139-nucleotide messenger RNA. RefSeq lists its product as uncharacterized. Bases 1 to 2757 code for a protein of 918 amino acids. The record is from RefSeq and is a predicted model, not a curated record. The transcript is spliced from 3 exons. NCBI's taxonomy places the organism in Eukaryota, Fungi, Ascomycota, Eurotiomycetes, Chaetothyriales, Herpotrichiellaceae. Gene Ontology annotation, molecular function: structural constituent of nuclear pore. Gene Ontology annotation, biological process: protein import into nucleus; ribosomal large subunit export from nucleus; mRNA export from nucleus. Gene Ontology annotation, cellular component: nuclear pore.